AUGUGUCUACAGAACUGUACUGUCAAGAUGUGUCUACAGAACUGUACAGUUAAUAUGUGUCUACAGAACUGUACUGUCAAGAUGUGUCUACAGAACUGUACUGGUAAGAUGUGUCUACAGAACUGUACUGUCAAGAUGUGUCUACAGAACUGUACUGUUAAGAUGUGUCUACAGAACUGUACUGUUAAGAUGCAUCUUCAGAACUGUACUGAAAAGAUGAGUCUACAGAACUGUACUGUCAAGAUGUGUCUACAGAACUGUACUGUCAAGAUAUGUCUACAGAACUGUACUGUCAAGAUGUGUCUACAUAACUGUACUGUUAAGAUGCAUCUUCAGAACUGUACUGAAAAGAUGUUUCUACAGAACUGUUAUGUCAAGAUGUGUCUACAGAACUGUACUGUCGAGAUAUGUCUACAGAACUGUACUGUCAAGAUGGGUCUACAGAACUGUACUGUCAAGAUAUGUCUACAGAACUGUACUGUCAAGAUGUGUCUACAGAACUGUACUGUCAAAAUAUGUCUAUAG
Mizuhopecten yessoensis (Yesso scallop) is the source of this 525-nucleotide messenger RNA. Its product is annotated as keratin-associated protein 10-2-like. NCBI's taxonomy places the organism in Eukaryota, Metazoa, Mollusca, Bivalvia, Pectinida, Pectinidae. The transcript has a single exon. The coding region runs from base 1 to 525 and encodes 174 amino acids. The record is from RefSeq and is a predicted model, not a curated record.